AUGGACCGCGUGAACAUGAGCAUAGCCAUCCUGCCCAUGAGCAAACAGUUUGGCUGGGAUAGCGCCACCAUCGGCCUUGUCCAGUCAUCCUUUUUCUGGGGUUACCUCACCACGCAGGUGGCAGGCGGCGUGUGGGCAGACAAAUACGGCGGCAAGACAGUCCUGGGCUUUGGGGUCAUCUGGUGGAGCAUAGCAACCGCUCUCACCCCCCUGGCAGCCUCCCUGGGACUGCCAGCGCUGCUCUUUGCGCGCGCAUGCAUGGGCGUUGGCGAAGGCGUCGCCAUGCCCGCCAUGAACAAUCUGCUGUCUAGGUGGGUGCCAGUGCAGGAGCGGUCCAGGUCACUUGCGCUCGUGUAUUCUGGCAUGUACACAGGCUCAGUCCUGGGGCUGGCAGCAUCACCUCACCUCAUAGAGUGGCUGACGUGGCCGAGCGUGUUCCACAUCUUUGGCAGCGUCGGCGUGCUCUGGUUCCUGCUGUGGGAGUGGCAGGCCAGCAGCUCGCCCGACGAGGACAACCGCUGCUCUGCAGAGGAAAAGGCACUCCUCGUCGCCAACACACCCAUCAGCAGGACUCGGGGAGAACCAAUCCCAUGGAAGCUGCUGCUGUCAAAGGCUCCAGUCUGGGCGCUCAUCGUUUGCCACUUCUGCCACAAUUGGGGCACUUUCAUCCUGCUCACAUGGAUGCCCAUGUACUAUAAUCAGGUGUUAGGUUUUGAUCUUUUGAAGAGCGGGAUCUUCAGCGUGCUGCCCUGGAUCACGAUGGCUGUCUUUGCCAAUGUUGGUGGCUGGCUGGCAGACACCAUGGUCUCGAAGGGCGUUUCUGUCACACGCGUCCGCAAAAUCAUGCAGACGAUUGGCUUCAUGGGCCCAGCUAUUUUCCUGACGAGGCUGGGCUCAGUGUCAACGCCAAUGGGAGCAGUGGCAUGCAUGAUGGCCUCUCAGGGCCUGGACUCCUUCUCACAGUCAGGCCUCUACUCCAACCAUCAGGACAUUGGGCCGCGGUACUCUGGGGUGCUGCUGGGAAUGUCCAACACAGCUGGCGUGCUGGCAGGUGUGCUGGGGACAGCAGCUACUGGGCUUAUUUUGGCCAACGGCUCCUGGGACGACGUUUGGGGCGUUGCUGUCGCCCUGUACCUUGUGGGCACAGUUGUCUGGAAUGUCUUCUCCACCGGGGAGCAGAUCUUUGACUAGGCAUGACUUUCUAGCUGACAAGAUACCUCGUGCUGCAUUCCAUCGGAGGUGCAGCGUUGACCAGAUGCAGGUCAGGAAGGCAGGGGUGAUUGCCAAAGGCUGCUUGAUUUCCAAGGUGCACUUGCAGACCUGAAAACUUCGUCAGGAGACUUCAGAAAAUGGUUGCGUGCUGUUGCCCUGUGGCCACAUCAGGACAGAGCAUCGUGUUCAGCAAUCUGGAGCGGCAUCAUAAUACAUUUUUGAACCUGUUCUGAAGAACAUGUUAUCCCGGCACCACAGGGGAAGCAUCAAUUGCAGCGUUGGUUUGACUGCAAUUUUGACUGGCAGCAUGGAGCUUAUUCCUGCUGUCUAGAUCUACUGCAAGCUGCACGCUUGGAGGACACAAAGUCUCUGCUGUUUUUGGCACUGUAUCUGGAAAUGUAAGUCGACUCGCGUAGC
Coccomyxa subellipsoidea C-169 is the source of this 1629-nucleotide messenger RNA. Its product is annotated as putative inorganic phosphate transporter. The record is from RefSeq and is a predicted model, not a curated record. Lineage: Eukaryota; Viridiplantae; Chlorophyta; Trebouxiophyceae; Coccomyxaceae. Gene Ontology annotation, biological process: transmembrane transport. Bases 1 to 1191 code for a protein of 396 amino acids. The transcript is spliced from 9 exons. Gene Ontology annotation, molecular function: transmembrane transporter activity.